Messenger RNA from Caenorhabditis sp. 36 PRJEB53466, 4559 nucleotides. The record is from the annotation of a GenBank genome assembly. NCBI's taxonomy places the organism in Eukaryota, Metazoa, Nematoda, Chromadorea, Rhabditida, Rhabditidae.
AUGCGAUUGUGCACUGCCAAGUACGAGGUGUACAUGAAACGAUUCUUCUACUGGCUCGGACUCUCCAUCGGCCGCCAUCCCAAACGAUAUAUUGUCGUUCUUCUCAUGAUCACCGCCAUUUCGUGCCUUGGAUUUUUGAGGUUUCAUCAGGUUCGUAAGCUUAAUAUGUAAUGUUUUGUGAAGGAUUACUGUAGGUCUGUUCGUCAUACCAGAUUAUCUCUGUAGCCUUCAUUCAUUCAUUCAUUCCUUUUACACUCUGUAAUCAAUGUAGCCUAUGUAGCGCUCAUAGCCAACGACCUUCCCCACUGCGCCAUUCGGUACCAAUCUGUCGGCCAGGGUUCGAAUCCCAUCGAGUACAAAACUGUUGCAAACAAUUUUUGCUAAGCUAUCAAUAGUUUCUGGGCAUGAAUUGAGACGUUUAGAGCAAAUUCAGCCCGUAAAAUCGGACAUAACAUUUUGGCAAUGUUUCAGAUCAAUAACGCACGCGUCACGUACACCGCUCACGAUUCGCCGAGCCAUCGCGAGGGCGCAAUGUUUUUCGAGUUUUUGCGACAGAACGGCACUCUUCACAUGAUCGAGGUGAGAAGUGAGAAGUGACGGACACUACAAUAGUUACACAAUAUAUCAUGAACACACACACACCCAAACAAGAUACAUACAAUAUCGUUGCGGAGAGAUUCGCGCAAAAGUGUCACGUCAUUAGACGAUCAAAAAACUUGGAAUCCCAUCAAAUACCAACGUUCUGUUUGCAGGUCCUAAUAAAAAGUGAAGACGGUGGGAACCUGCUCCGUCGCGGGCACCUUCGUCAAUUGUCCGAAAUGACAAGAGAGAUCACGAACGGGCUGAGUGUGGUGGAGGAGAAUGACCGUGACGGAACAAUUAGACGGUACACGGACAUGUGCGAACCGUACUGCGAGAAGAACGACGCAUUUUACGCGCUUAUGGACAUUUUCGACACUAAUUCGACAACUUUUGAGGUGAUCCGUGGGGGUUGAAACAAAAUAGAGAGUGAAUUGGAACGGAUUCUUUGAAUGCGUCUCUGAGGGUUCUAGACUUUGCUUUGAUAGUAGAAUCAACCCUCGGAUCUUGGAAUUGGAAGUCACAAAUAUCUAAAGCCUAAACGUCCAGAUCACGUACCCCACAACUACAAUUCUGGGCCAUGAAAUGCUGCUAGCCAACAAUUUGUACGGCGUGACGACCGACCCGGAAACCCACCAAAUCCAGUCGUUCAAAUCCGUCGUGCUCCGCUUCUACCUCACACAUCCCACACUGAAGCCGAUGAUUGAUUUCGAGGACCGAGUGGUCGAGCUGCUUUACGAGUCGAACAAGUAUCCGCUGCUAAACGCACAAGCGGGCAGCGAUAAUAUUGUGGCGAAGGAGGUGAAAAAGUUGGGCACCUCUACCGCGCCGUACUUGGGAUUGUCACUGGUGUUGCUCUGCGCGUUUCUCACGAUUUGUUCGUUGAGGUGAGUUGAGUUGAGUUGAAAAUGGAUAAAAAACAAAACUGAGAAAGCUGAGGCAUUUUGAGGGUCGUCGUUCAAGUGAACAACCACAUUACAUACAACAUAUUUUUAAAAUAAACUUCGAAGUGGAGCAUUCACUUUCCCAAAAUCCCGAAUUACGAAAAAAAAAUUCCAUUUUUUUGCAAGAAAAGUUUAUGGUACCGAGCUUUCAAAAUUCAGACAAAAUUCAGAAAUUCAGAAAAAAUCAUCAGCCACUUUUUGUGAAAAACCGAAAAUGGGAAGUUUUGGAUUUUUCGCAUUUCAUUUGAAAAAUAGAUCUUUCUGUAGCUCGCAAACUUUAAUUAAGACUCAGAAAAAUGAUUGAGCGAUCUCUUUCUAUUGACUUUUCAGCGCGCAAACCGAAGAUUUAGCGAAAGACCCGGAAAAACAACAAAAGAAAGUUUCAGAUUAUCGAUUUUUUUGGCGUCACGGCACAGAAAAAAACAUAAAUUUUUUUUAAUAUUGCAAAUUAGUGUGUUCAGUGAAAAAACAAUUGAAAAUUUGAGAAAUUUUCACGAAAACGGAAAAAAUCGGAAGAAAAGGGGGAAUUCCAUUCGGGGACUAGAAAAAUCUAGGCCAGCUCUUCCAUUUCGCCGUGUACUGAAAAAAAUCUUAAAAAUCGGGGAAUUUUUUUCGUAAUUCGGGAUUUUGGGGAAGCGAAUCCCUCACUUCGAAGAAGUUUAUUUAAAAAAUAUGUUGUAUUAAAAAUAUAUGUAUUUGCAGACAUCGUCGCUCUAAAAAAAAUAUAUGUAUUUGCAGAUAUCGUCGCUCGGAAUCGAAGCCCGUCGAGGCGUGUCUCGGCGCGGUGAUCCCCGUGCUGUCGGGCGUGACGACAAUCGGAAUGGUGUCGGCGACAGGCGUCGCGUUCCAAAGCAUCAUCGUCUCGACGCUGUUCCUCGUGCUCGCCAUCGGAAUCGACGACGUCUUCAUCAUUUUGUCGGCGUGGCACCGUUCCGACCGCCGGCUCGACGUUCCGCAUCGCGUCGCGCUCACUCUUCAAGACGCUGGCUGUUCGAUGACUGUCACCACCGUCACCAAUCUCGUCUCGUUUGGAAACGGCGUGCUGUCCACGACGCCCGUCUUACAGGUCUCUUCUUUGUUUUGAUGGGGCAAUCAUUGAACAAUUUCUAAACUUUUUGUGUUACUAGGGACCGGGGCAUUCUCUCAAAAGCGUUGACUGAUUUUCAGACGUUCGCAAUCUACUCAUCAGUGGCCAGUGUCGUCUGCUACAUCUACCAACUCCUCAUCUUCCCGGCCAUCAUUGCUCUGACGGCUCCCAAAGAGUAUUCCGGAAGUCUGGACGACGACACGAACGGGCAGAACUAUUAUGAACUCGUCAAGUCUCUCUCCGCCUGGGCCGACCGUCAAUGGCAUUGUUUGGCGGCGGUGAUCGGCAGUUAUUGGAUGCGGAUCAUGACGAUUUCGAUAUUGUUGGGCUAUUGGUACCUGUCCGCUUCCGGCAUCGUUUCCAUGGAAACCGACUUGUCGAUACAGAAAAUGGCGAACAAGGAGGCGCGAAUUGUGAAAUUCAAAAACGAGGCGGAUGAGGUGCUGAAGGAGAUGCAAUCGGUGGCCGUGUUGGUCAAAAAUCCGGCGGAUCUCCGGGUGCCCGCCAAUUUGGAGUCUUUGAAGAGUCUCAUCCACGAUUUCGAGGGCUCAUUGCACAGUUUCGGAAGCGAAUCGACCAUUUGCUGGCUGCGACCCUAUUUGGACUUUUUGGCGUUCUACGAGGAGGAGCAGGUACGUUUCUUUAAAAAGUUUUGUAAAGUGUCCGAACGUCUCAAGUUUUGCAGGAGUCGGAAGACGCGUCAACCGCUCCGAACUUCACCUACUCGGACCUCUCGCAAUUCCUCAAAUCCUCAAGUCCGCAAUACAAACCGAUGCUCCGCUACAACGCGCUCGCCUGCGAUCAAAACCGGCCCGAAUGCCUCACGAGCUUCGUGUUCACCACCGGAUUCACGUCGGUCGUCAAGUACAACGACAUGUACCCGGUGUUGCGGGAGUGGAGGCGAAUCGCGAAACGGUAUCCGGCGCUCGACGUCUACGCCUACACGGAACGCAGCAAUUUUGUGGAUCAGACGAACGCGAUGGUGGCGAACAUUUGGCAGACGGUCGUCUCCGAGGUGCUCUGCAUGGCGCUCACCUUCAUUUUCUUCGUUCCCGACCUCGUCUCGAUUUUCGCCGCCGUCUUCUCGUUGCUCUCCGUCAAUUUGGGCGUUUUCGGCUUUCUGUCCCUUUGGGGCGUCGGCAUGGAUCCGGUCUCGACGGCUUCGCUUCUCAUGUCCAUCGGAUUCUCGGUCGAUAUUAGUGCUCACAUCAGUUAUCACUAUUAUCAAGUUGAUGAGCCGGUCAGUUGCGAAACGUCCUAGUAGACAUAUUUGAAAACACUUUAUUAGUUGCGAAACGUCGUUUGGUUGCAAAAUGUGUACUAACUGUUCCAUCAAGACGAUGUAUCUCAGCUGUUUGUUGAGAUAUCAAAAAGCUGUCAACAGAUAAAUUGUGUAAAAAGUCUUCCUGCACAAUUUAUCAGUUGACAACUUUUUGCUAUCUCAACAAGCAGCCGAGAUAUACUAUCUAGGCUCUUCAAAAUUACAAAACGUUUUUCCAGACACCCCGUCAAAAACUGGAGCACGCGUACACACACAUCGGCUGGCCGACCCUUCAAGGCGGCCUUUCCACAAUGAUCGCAAUGGUUCCGAUCCUUUUGUGUCCUUCCUACCUCGGAAUGGUUUUUUUCAAAGUCAGUUUCAGAUUCCCUUUUCUCCUCGAUCUACAGUAAUCCGAUCCCCGUUCAGACAGUCGUCUUGGUCUCCACAUUCGGCCUUCUUCACGGAUUGAUCGUUUUGCCAGUGUUUUUGUCGUUGUUCAGCGACAUCGCCGGCCAAAUAACGUUGGUUUUUGCCGUGUUUCGGCCUGAAUAUCCAAAAUUGCAGGAAAUGGAGGCGUCAUGACAGUGUCGAUUUGUCUGAAAACGCAUUGAGAAGCUCACCUCAGACUUCUACCAAAAAUCUGCCUUUGAGGAUAAGCGUCAACAGUUUAGGACCACAAAAGGUUUAA